AUGUCUGGAACAGCGCCCAAUGAUCCCGCGCCCGGCGGUCACUCCAAGACCUUUGAGCAAACCCCAUUGGACUCGAAUCAACAUGGCCAAGCACAGAACAUCAUCGAUGAAACAAAAGAGACAAGUGGAAGAGUUGUAGAUGCCAACCUAGGAGAAAGCAUCGACGCAGCAAAUAGCAAGGGAACAUCUCACAGAGUGGAUGACAUCCUCAACCAACCCGGCUCGGGAAGUGGAAGCACGGGCGCACAAAAGAAGGCUUCAGUGGUAGAUGAGAAGGGAUUCAAGGUCGGUGAAGAGGGAGAUAUGCAUAACUUGGCGGGUAGCAAGCAGCCUUAA
Molecule: messenger RNA, 336 nt
Organism: Fusarium coffeatum
Lineage: Eukaryota; Fungi; Ascomycota; Sordariomycetes; Hypocreales; Nectriaceae
Exons: 2
Coding region: 1-336 (111 amino acids)
Source: RefSeq, a predicted model, not a curated record